This is a messenger RNA of Syngnathoides biaculeatus (alligator pipefish), 414 nucleotides long. Its product is annotated as hepcidin-like. Gene Ontology annotation, cellular component: extracellular region. The record is from RefSeq and is a predicted model, not a curated record. The transcript is spliced from 3 exons. Gene Ontology annotation, biological process: defense response to bacterium; intracellular iron ion homeostasis. NCBI's taxonomy places the organism in Eukaryota, Metazoa, Chordata, Actinopteri, Syngnathiformes, Syngnathidae. Bases 85 to 345 code for a protein of 86 amino acids.
CUCCAGCUACAGCUGAGUCAAAGAAAAGUUUAAGAAACAACAAUUUCUGAUUAUUUACCAAUUGAAACCACGCAAUUUUGAAACAUGAAGGUAUUCAACAUUGCGGUUGCAGUUAUCAUUUUGCUCAGCUAUAUUUUAUUACAAGAGAGCUCUGCCUCGCCAUUUACUGAAGAAAAAGUUGAAGUGAGAGACGACAAUUUGGAAGCUUUUGAGAUGCAGUCAGAGCCAUCAAAGAUGAAUGAUAAUGUCAGAGACAAACGAAGCAUGGAUGAAAAAGAUUGCCGCGUAUGCUGCAACUGCUGCCAUCGUGGGCCAACUUGGUGUGGUCUCUGCUGUGAAUGGUGAUUUCUGGAAUCUCUACUGGUACUUCUGUAGUGUCAUCAAGCUCUUUUUUUAUCACAAUAAAAAAUGAUA